Poecilia reticulata (guppy) is the source of this 1680-nucleotide messenger RNA. It is a transcript of the gene ifi35, whose product is annotated as interferon-induced protein 35. Gene Ontology annotation, cellular component: nucleus. The record is from RefSeq and is a predicted model, not a curated record. Lineage: Eukaryota; Metazoa; Chordata; Actinopteri; Cyprinodontiformes; Poeciliidae.
GGUGGAGAUAAGAGGCACCUGCUGCUCUUCCGGCUGAUCGAGAACAGAAACUGAAAGAAUAAAACAGUUUAGAGCAGAGAUCGUCGGUGAGAGGUUCCUUUCACCAUGUCGUCAGAUGAGGAUUUCUCCCUGGUGGCUGAACAAAAUGAAGACACAAUAGAGGGAAUCCAGGCUUUAAUCAAGGAUUACCAGAAAAAAUACUCUGUGAUCCUGGAGGAGCAGGAGGAUUUAAAGGUCUCCAUUAAGGAACGACAGGAAAUGACCCAAAAGUUCAAGGAACGCACAGAAAAAGUGACGGAGGGUCUGAAAAAAGACCAGAUCUCCUUCAAAGAACAGAUGGCAGCUGAAAAGGCCAAGUUGGAUGCCCUGAAGCAGGAGGACUGCGAACUCAUGGAGGAGUUACAGAGACUCCAGGCUGAACUCAAGAAGGAAGAUUCCCAAAACGCCCAACUGAAGGAGCGAGCGGAUGUGUUCUCCAAGAUGCCAGAGAAAAAUUUCGUCUUCUCCGGAAAGACGGGAAAGGCCGACGACGCGGAGGAGUUUGAGAUGAAGCCGCACAUCAGGUACCCGAUGGAAGAGGGAACGGCGCUCAUCACGUUCGAGGAGGAGGACGUGGCGGCAAAUAUUCUGGAAAAGAGGAAACAUAAGGUGGAUCUGGGAGGAGAGUGCCACAUCACGGUGGAGGCCCAGCCGGUUCACCUGAUGAUGCCCAGCCUGGUGGAGAUCGACACGGACAUCUGUCCUCACCGGGUUUUGGUGUCCAACCUGCCCAAGAUGGACACGGAGAUGCUGCUGAACAAACUGGAAAUCCACUUCUCCAAGUCCAAAAAUGGAGGCGGCGAGGUGGAGUCCUGCGACUUCCUGCCCGACUCGGGGACGGUGGUCAUCGCGUUCGUGAAGGACAAGAUUGCAGAAGAUUUGGCACUAACAGAACACCAUAAAGUAGAUUUCUACAAAAACAAGCACAUAGUGAGGGUGACGCCUUUCGUAAACGGAACAAUCACAAACUUGGAGACCCGGACCUCUAUGUGCCCUCGGACCGUCCUGCUGACGGGAAUCCCGGACGUCAUGGACCGGGAGACGAUGCAGGACAUGCUAGAGAUCCACUUCCAGAAAAACGGCAACGGCGGCGGCGAGAUCGAAGCCUUCCUGUACAACCCGGUGGGCCAGCAGAUCCUGGCGCUGUUCGGCAGCGCCGCCCCAGAACCUGAAGAGGAGGAGGAGGAGGAGUAGAACCGGCUGCUCCAGAACCGAACUGACCGCCAGCCCUCUGAGAAACAUCUGGACUCGGUUUCUGAUGGACCUCAGCCAAAUUCUGCUCUGUUAUCUGUUGUUUUGGGAAUAAUCGGAAUGGUGAACGGUGCAUAACUGGAAAAUCAAGCAAAUUUAGAUUCCCAGAUGAAAAUUAGUGCCAGUUUUAUCGCAUAUAUAUAUAUAUAUAUAUAUAUAUCUAUGUUAGGGCUGUAACAAACGACUAUCUUAGUAAUUGAUUGUUCAGACGAUUAAUCGAUUGUUCAGACGAUUAAUCGGAUAUUUACACGAUUAAUUGGGUAAAAAAUGGACACAUUCUGCUGAUUUUUUAUUUAACCACUUAAGUUUUUUUUUUUUUUAAACAAUAUUAGAAAUACAAUAAAAUAUUGAAAUGCUUGUGUUUGGUCCUUGAUUACAAUCAAGAACGGU